Molecule: messenger RNA, 1584 nt
Organism: Aureobasidium musti
Lineage: Eukaryota; Fungi; Ascomycota; Dothideomycetes; Dothideales; Saccotheciaceae
Source: the annotation of a GenBank genome assembly
GAUACAAUGGCACCACGACUGAACAGAUAUGUCUAUGUCCUUGUGUUUUUGGUUGCACUUUGUGCUUGUGCACCCACCUUGGAAGCUGAGUUAGACUAUGGAACUUUUGCAGGAUCAUACUCUGCAAGAUAUAACCUGAGCUAUUGGCAGAAGAUACCAUUUGCUGCCCCUCCCGUUGGACAGAAUCGUUUCAGAAGACCGCAACCACCAGUUGCCGUUACCAAUGGCACGUACAAUUCAACACAGUCCUUCGAUAUGUGCCCUCAACGAACAGUCAAUGGAUCUGAAGAUUGCUUAUAUCUUGGACUGUACUCGAGACCUUGGACACAUGGACAGCCACUUCGCCCAGUUGUUGUGGUCUUUUAUGGUGGCGGUUUCAUCCAAGGCAGUGCUUACUUCUCUGUUCCCCCGUCAGGCUACCCGGUGCUUAACGUUUCUAGCUCUAACGACCUCAUCUUCGUCUACCCCAACUACAGAGUCAAUGCUUUUGGUCUUCUCCCUGGCAGAGAGAUUGCCGCGGAUCCACUAUCUGAUCUCAAUCCAGGACUCUUGGACCAGCAUGCUGCUCUAGAAUGGACCCACAAGUAUAUCUCAGCCUUCGGAGGCGACCCCAAGAACGUAACCAUCUGGGGUCAAUCGGCUGGCGGUGGUAGUGUGGUAGCCCAGGUCAUAGCGCAGAAGGGAAGGACCAGCCCACCUCUGUUUUCGAAAGCGUUGGCAUCAUCGCCUUUCUGGCCGAAGACCUACAAGUACGAUGCACCUCAGGCCCAGGCUCUCUAUGACUCUCUUGCCAAUCUAACUGGCUGCUCUGGACCUGGUUCACUGCAGUGCCUGAAAACAGUAGACGUGCAGACCAUCCGAGAAGCUUCACUGGCCAUAUCCGGAUACCAUACCUACAAUACUUCCUCUUAUACAUGGUCGCCUGUGAUUGAUCGAACAUUCUUAAAUCAACCACUCUCUUCUGCGACAGCAAACCGUCAUGUAAAUAUUGACUAUGGGUUUGGCAUGUACAAUCUGCAUGAAGGCGAGAACUUCAUACCUCCAGGCCUUCAACACGCAGUGGACUCUGGCUCACCACCGUUCAAUUCAUCUGUUCAAUCUCUCACCGCGUGGUUGAAGGGCUAUUUACCGGGUCUAUCUGAUCGUGAUAGAUCAAGAGUACUCUCUCUGUAUCCUGCACAGGGCUCGGCUGAAGGAUUGCCUACCUACAAUUCUACCUAUGUUCGGGCAGGGCUCAUCUUCCGAGACACAGUUCUGGCUUGCCCUGCAUAUUGGAUGGCAGGUGCGGCCCAAAAGAAGUCAUACCUUGGAGAGUACACUAUUUUACCAGCAAAACAUGCUUCUGAUACGAUUUACACUGAUUCUGUUACAUAUCGAGGUUAUACUGGAGCGUUCGCUUCGUUUUUUGAAACGGGUGAUCCAAACGCUCACAAGUUGACAAACAAGAGUGUAGAUGGUGUGCCAGAGCUGCAGUCAGAACAGCAGUUUUUGGUCUCGCAGGAUGGAUUNUUUGACGUCUCAAUUGAACAACUGAUCUCACGGUGUGAUCAUUGGAGGAGCGUGGCACAUAAAAUUCCCAUAUGA